Messenger RNA from Mustela erminea (ermine), 3667 nucleotides. RefSeq names its product golgi membrane protein 2 (gene GOLM2). The record is from RefSeq and is a predicted model, not a curated record. The coding region runs from base 326 to 1636 and encodes 436 amino acids. The transcript has 10 exons. Lineage: Eukaryota; Metazoa; Chordata; Mammalia; Carnivora; Mustelidae.
UCCGGCACCUUUCUCCGCCCCCCAACCCUGAGGUGUUGGGCUCCGGGUUCUGGCAGCUGGGUUCUCCUGCUUCCACCCGGCUGGUGCGGGUCGUUUUCAAAGCCUAGGGAACGCGCUUUGGCCGGAUUUGAGGAGGGGGGGCGGGGAGGGGCCUGCGGCUUGCGGCCCCGCCCCCUUCUCCGGCUCGCCGGCAGGCAGAUUGGCCCGCCUCCUCCUUCGGCCGGCCCUGGGGCCGCGUCCCCCCGGGCAACUCAGCUUCUGAGGCCUGAGCUUCUGCCCGCAGGUGUCUGCGCCGAGGCCCCAGGGCACAGCUUAGUUCGACCCCAUGGUGGGUUUUGGAGCUAACCGGCGGGCCGGCCGCCUGCCCUCCUUCGUGUUGGUGGUGCUGCUGGUGGUGAUCGCGGUCCUCGCCUUCAACUACUGGAGUAUCUCCUCCCGCCACGUCCUGCUUCAGGAGGAGGUGGCGGAGCUGCAGGGCCAGGUCCAGCGCACUGAGGUGGCCCGUGGGCGCCUGGAGAAGCGCAAUUCCGACCUCCUGCUCUUGGUGGACUCGCACAAGAAACAGAUCGACCAGAAGGAGGCCGACUACGGCCGCCUCAGCAGCCGGCUGCAGGCCAGGGAGGGCCUGGGGAAAAGAUGCGAGGAUGACAAGGUUAAACUACAGAGCAACAUAUCAUAUCAGAUGGCAGAUAUACAUCAUUUAAAGGAGCAACUUGCUGAACUUCGUCAGGAGUUUCUUCGACAAGAAGACCAGCUUCAGGACUACAGGAAGAACACUACUUACCUUGUGAAGAGGUUAGAAUAUGAGAGUUUUCAGUGUGGACAACAGAUCAAGGAGUUAAGAGCACAACAUGAAGAAAAUAUUAAAAAGUUAGCUGACCAGUUUUUGCAGGAACAAAAGCAAAACUCAAACAAGUUUGAAUCAAAAGAUGAAAAUGAUUUGGGUAUAAACAAUCAUGCAGUACCUAAAAACAUUCCCAAAGUAGCUGAGAAUGCUGCAGAUAAGAACGAAGAACCAUCAAGCAAUCAUAUUCCACAUGGGAAAGAACAAAUCAAACGAGGUGGUGAUGCAGGAAUGCCUGGAGUAGAAGAGAAUGACCUUGCAAAAGUUGAAGAUCUUCCUACUGCUCUAAGGAAACCCUCUAUUUCUGUUUCUCAAUAUGAAAGUCAUCAAGCAAUCUCCCAUAUUCCAACUGGACAACCUCUCUCCCCAAAUAUGGCUCCAGAUUCUCAUGGACAUCACAAUGGAAAUGCUGGAACUUCAAAACAGAACCCUUCCAACCCUCUUCAGCGUUUAAUUCCAGGCCCGAACUUGGAGAGUGUACCCAGAAUUCAAGCAGAUAUACUAAAGCAGGCUACCAAGGAUAGAGUCGGUGAUUUCCAUAAGUUGAAGCAAAGCCGAUUCUUUGAUGAGAAUGAAUCCCCUGUUGAUCCGCAGCAUGGCUCUAAACUGGCGGAUUAUAAUGGGGAUGAUGGUAACGUAGGUGAGUACGAGGCAGACAAGCAGGCUGAGCUGGCUUACAAUGAGGAAGAAGAUGGUGAUGGUGGAGAGGAAGACGUCCAAGAUGAUGAAGAACGAGAACUUCAGAUAGAUCCUGCAGACUAUGGAAAGCAACGUUUCAAUGAUGUUCUUUAAGCCCUAAAGGAAAACUUCAGAAAACCUAAAGUGCUGUAAAAUGGAAUCAUUUCUACUUUGUUGUUUUUGACUUUUGUUGUAAAGAUCAGUUGUAAAGAUACAUGAGAUAGAUUUAAGGAAAAACUUUAAUGAAGAAAUGUACCCAUGUACAUAGGUGAACUUUUUCAUAUUGUAUUAUUAAAGCAGAGAUUUUUUUGGUUGUAUUACAGUUGAGCCAAAAACAAAAUAAGCAAAACUGUAAUCUUUGCGUUUAAAAUGAACUAAUAUAUAUUUUACAUUUUAUUGAGCCCAAUUCUUUCCACAAAUGAACAGAUAGGAAAAAUUGGUUGUACAGUUUAUAUGUUGCACAUAGCAUAACCCCAGUGAGAACAGUUACUCAGAUGAAAAACUUUUUAUUCACUAAUAUAUUCUUGCUAGCCCAACAACUGUUCUGUUCUAUCUACCCCUCAUCUCAUGCUUUUCAUGGAGUUAUACCUAGAAUAGUUACAUAAAAGAGGGGUUGGAACCUGAAAGCCAAACACUGGGCAGCAUGUGUGCAAAAUCAUUUCCCUCCCCUACUUCUUUUAUUUUAUAGAGUGCUGAUAUGUUCCGGCAGAUUAGCUUUCAGCUGGUGCUUGAUGGAAGUUGAGGUAACCUGCAAAGACAUAAUAUUUAUGAGUUAUACCUUACUUAAUUCAUGAAAUUGUGAAAUGCAUGAUUGACAAUAUACUUUCAAUUUUUAUUUUUUCCGCAUCAUACUAGUACUGUUUAACUGUCAUUGGCUAAAAUUUUUAUAUUUUCAGAGUCCACGUUGGUGAAAAUAUUCAUGAUUUAAAUGCCAGAUUCUGAAAGAAGAUAAAUCAACUUUGAAAUGAAUCUGUAAUCAGUAUUUCAAAGCUUCUCUGGUAGUUAUAGUGAUCUUAUUUGACUAGAAUUUUUCAGAAGUACUAAAUAAGGAGUUUUAACAGGUUUUUAUUAAUGCACAGAUAGGUAGAAGUACAGUGAGGUCUACAGCCAUUUUAUUAAAAUAGCUUAAAAGUUUGUAAUAAAGAUGAAGAAUCUUUGUAAUUAAUAUGUUGUUAAGAACCCAUAAACCUCAUAUUUGCUAGACUUACAAAAUUAUUUUAAAUCCAUUUGUCUUUUCUGACACUAUUCCAUAAAAUGCAUAAGCUAGUUAUAGUUAAUCCCUGCUUUUGGAUUUAAAUCUUUUAAAUUUUCUCCCCCACCACAAAAUAAAAGGUUUGAUCAUAAGGAGAAAUUUAAGGUUGUUAACUCUGCUUUUUCAGAAAGACUUCUGUUAAUUGCACAUAAACAUGAAAUCCACCACCACCCCUCACUUUGUGCUCAGGUUCUAGUAAAAAAUUCAGAUUUAAAGAGGUAAAAAAGGUGUUCACUUAUUAGUGGUGCAAAAAUUCUUGGACUUCAGUUUGAAAUUAUUUACUAACCAGGAAAAGAUAGUGAUUUACUAAAAUUAUUAUUUCUACCAAAUCAAAGUAAGCAAUUCAUGCCUUUGCUGAGUGUACUCAGGCCUAUAAUGAAUAGGUAUGCUAAUUCACAGAAUUUUAAAAAAUGGAGUUAAAGGGAAUUGAUGUACACUAUUUGGGUAUUAGGGUGGGAAGAUGAAUCUAAAACAUACUUCUAGUAAUACUUUAUAUUUAAUACUGUAAAAUCUUUACAAAUGAAAACCAUGAAAUUUCCUGCCUUCAUUUGUCAUAAAAACAAUCACUUAAUUAUAUGGUAGCUAUUACUUAUACAACAAAAUUUCUUUAAUUAAUCUAUACAUUUUAUAAACUGAGAAAUCUUGGACCAAUUGAUAAUAUUUCUGACUGUAUUAACAUUUUAGUGCUAUAAAAUACUAUGUGAAUCUCUUAAAAUUCUGACAUUCUACAGUCUGUAAUAGACAUGCCGGUUUUUAUAAUAUUUUACUUCUGCCUUAAGAUUUAGGUUUUUUACAUGUAUUUUUGCCCGGAAUUAAGUGUUAAUUUGAUGGAAACUCUGCUUUUAAAAUCAUCACUUACUGGGUUCUAAUAAAUUAAAAUUAAACUUGUUUUA